UUUUCCCUAUCCGCGAAUACGGUUAGUUUUAUUUCCCAGUGCGACGGAAACAAAACCGGUUGCAGACUGUACCGACACCACAUUUUGUUUUAAUUAAUGUUUUAUAAAGUAAUCAAUUUAGUGUACCUUUUCCCGUCAUACAGCCACCAUGAUAAGUUACAUUUUAAUUUUGUUGUGUUUUACCAGUGUCACGUGUAAGAAAAAACAUUACAGGAGUAGUAGUAAAGUAAAUGAAAAUUAUAAAAUAUCAAUGGUGUCGUCGGAACAGUACCCCGACAAGCCAGCCAUCUUCUCGCACGCGGAGAGCCCCGUGUGGGAUCCGAAGACCAACUCACUGUUGUUCGUCGACGUCCAUCAACAAAACGUGCAUCGUCUACAUUACUCCACGGGGAAAAUCGAAACGAAACAUAUCAAUUACGGGCAAGUGAACGUGGUGGCGCUAGUAGCGGGCAGCUCUCGCUUGCUGGUGGCUGUGCGCUCCUCGCUGUAUCUGCUGGACUGGGACGUGAUGGGAGACAAAGCGCUGCGGUUGCUGGUCACCGUGGACCAGGGCCUGCCUGAUAACGUCAUUAACGAGGGCAAGGCAGACACUGAAGGACGCUUCUGGGCUGGAACCAAAGGCCCCCAGUUGGACGACUACGUGUACCCGGAUAAGGCCACACUAUACAGCUUCGAGCAGGCAUCCAUGAGUCAACCUCGAGUUCAACUCCGGCCCGUUUCCAUCUCCAACGGCUUGACUUGGGCACUCAACGACUCCAUACUCUACUACAUCGACUCUCAUACCAAGAAGAUUGUGUCCUUCGAGUACGACCCACAGAAGGGGGAGAUAAGCGCAGGUAGACAGCGCCUCAUACUGGACAUUGAGGAGCACGGCUACGAGGGCGAGCCCAUCCCUGAUGGCAUGACCAUUGACGACCAGGGAGACUUAUGGGUGGCCAUCAUGUUCGCAGGAACAAUCUUGCACAUAGACCCUAACAAGCGCACGGUGAUCUACGCGUACAAGUUACCAGUGUCCCGCACCACCUCCCUGCAGUGGGGGGGACCCAACUUGGACGAGCUGUUUAUCACCACCGGGAAAAGCCUCACCGCCCCCAAUGAACCCUUUGCCGGCGCCAUCUUUACCAUCCGCGGCACCGGCCGACGCGGGUUGUCACCCAAUUAUUUCAAAUUCCACGAUGCUAAUGAAUAUUAAAAUAUUACAUAUCUAUAAUGCUGUUUAAGAGUCUGUUUCACCACUUUCUGAACUGCUAGAACUGCUAGAUAAAUCUGCUUGAUGUGAUUGGCCAACGCUUGUUAAAAAACAAUUUUAACGCUAAUAGAUAGCGUUAAAAUUGUAUGAUAUGUUAUAUUACGGCUAUCUGAUACUUUGUCAGCAAACGGUGAACAGGCUCUUAAGCUUGUAUCUUCAUCUUCAUCUCAAGCCUCGAGAAGUGCACGGCUGGACGUAGGACAAAGAUUGUAAAAAUCAUUUUGUAAAAAUAAACUUAAAUACCUACUUAUAUUAAAACUUGUUUUUAUACCGCAGUUU
This is a messenger RNA of Plodia interpunctella (Indianmeal moth), 1528 nucleotides long. Its product is annotated as regucalcin-like. The record is from RefSeq and is a predicted model, not a curated record. Gene Ontology annotation, biological process: L-ascorbic acid biosynthetic process. Lineage: Eukaryota; Metazoa; Arthropoda; Insecta; Lepidoptera; Pyralidae. Gene Ontology annotation, molecular function: calcium ion binding; gluconolactonase activity. The transcript has 6 exons. Bases 149 to 1192 code for a protein of 347 amino acids.